This is a messenger RNA of Gossypium raimondii (Peruvian cotton), 1310 nucleotides long. RefSeq lists its product as uncharacterized. The transcript is spliced from 7 exons. Bases 333 to 1088 code for a protein of 251 amino acids. NCBI's taxonomy places the organism in Eukaryota, Viridiplantae, Streptophyta, Magnoliopsida, Malvales, Malvaceae. The record is from RefSeq and is a predicted model, not a curated record.
GUUUUCUUUAAUUUCCUCAAAAGUAAGCUACAACUCAACUCCCAAAUCUGUCUUUUAGAUUGAUACGAAUGUUUUGUACCCCGUCCCAGUCCAACUCAGAUGCCCCGUCUUCAUCUUGUUCUUCCGUUGCAGUUCAUUUAGCUUAAAAAAACGAAAAGUAAAAAUGAAAAAUUAUCACCCGCUUUAACUCCUGAAAAAGGCGAGUCUUCAAUUAAGCCGGUGAUGCUGUUGUUGUUUCUAAUCUCAAGGCGUCUUGUCUCAGGGCUGCAAGCUUUCCUUCAAGAAACCUAUGCAAAAACGUAUGACUGUUUAAUCUUCUGUCUGGUGGAGAGAUGAAUAGGGCAAUAAAAGCAGUCAUUUUCAACUCUCAAGGCAGCUGUCUUUUCCAAAGGGCUGCUUUCUUCCAUUCCACUCCUGUCCUUGAACACAAAAAACGCAAUUACUGGCAAUUUGGUAAGAGGAAAAGAAGGAUGCGUGCAAAACAAGAAUUACUGCGCAAUUUUGGUGCUUAUGCAGAUAUCAUGUUUGAGAACUGGAGAGAUGAGUUUCAUGAAGAUGAUCCGUCAUCAAGUAGAGGCCCGUCAUGGUUCAAAAGACAGCAAAGUAAGGGAUCUAGAAGAGAUUGGUCCGACAAUAAGGGAUUUUAUUACAGGGGUAGAAGACCUUUUGAGUUUUGUGAAGACAUUGAUGAUGACAUAGAGAACAUAUUUAGGUCUGCAUUUGGUGGAAGCCAGUUCUUUUAUUGGUCCUUCAUUAAUGAUGAGUACCCUAAAUGGAGGAGAUCCAGAUACUCGGAUAACUAUGAGAAAUCUUGGAGGUGGAGUUCUCGAUUUGAUGAGGAUUCAGACUCAACAGAAUCUGGUAAUGCUGAGAGUUCAGACCAAGAUACAAUUGCAGAUAGGCGGGCCCUUGGACUAAGUGCAUCUGGUCCUCUAACACUUGAAGAUGUCAAAACUGCAUAUCGAGCCUGCGCACUGAAAUGGCAUCCAGAUCGUCAUCAUGGCUCUUCCAAGGCUGUUGCAGAGGAGAAAUUCAAGCUUUGUAACUCAGCAUAUCAGUCGUUAUGCGAUAAGAUGGCAUUGAACUGAGGAAUGUUUUGAAGCAUGCGCUCUAGAUGUCCUCAAGCCGAUAACAUUUGUUAUAUUUAUGAUAAUGGGUGUUGACAUUUUGUAUUUUAGAUAGAUCAGAUAAUAACAGUGGGCGGCAUGAACACAUCAUGUAUGGAUUCAUGUGAUUUUAACACUUCAAAUUUGCAUAUCAAUAUUUAAGAAAAUCACUCUCGCUCAGUUUCUCAUCUGGGCUUCUUCCUA